GCUUUUGAAAAGUGUUGAAUUUUGUUGAACGUUUGCUUUGAAGCGGAUAAAUUAAUUGGUUAUAAUUCUUAAGCUAUACAUUUCAUUUACUUGCAUUUAGCAGCACUCAAAUGCGCUAAAGCUCUUUGUAAUACAAUCCUAGCAGCCUUUUGGCUAAUCCAUCUGUCAAUCAGAAAGUUGUGUGAAACUCUUUGACAGAAUAUUCGGCAGUGCCAUACUCCGUCAUCAUGCCGCUGGAACUGAUUGUCAUAUCGCUGAUGCGCACCAGCAAAUGGAUAAAUGUGCUGAUGCUCAAUACCCCGGACGAGGACAAGGCCAGGCAGCAGAGCAGACGCAUCGACGUGAGCUCCAAUGGCAUACGCUGGAUCGAGCGUGACUUUGAGCAAUUCACGCCCCUCGGCAACUUCUUUGAGAUCAACACAAACCCCGAAGCGGGCAUCACAGUUGACAAGGAGACUAACAAUGCGACAGCCCUAAAGCUCAGUCUAGUUCAUAUCAACGAUGCAGCGCUCGACCAACAAACUGUGGAUGUUUCCAUAGAGGAAUUGCGACUACUCCUUAACGAAUCCAUGGCUUGUGGGCUGCACUGCAGCAAUUGCUACAACGAACUAGUAACCGAGCGACGUUUCAGCUGCAUUCGUCCCAUGCCCAUUCACACCAUGGAGCCGCUGAAGUACUUCUGUCCUAGCAAUAAGUUACCGACAUUCCUUGAUGAGGGCGAGCUAUACUAUGCCCUCAACUAUAUUGUGAUAAGUCCCAAAGUUCUGAGCAAACGUGUUAUUCAGUGUGGCGGGCAUGUUCAUUGUGCCCGCUGUUUGCAGUUGGUGGGCGAGUCGCUAGGCGAGAAGGUAGCCGUGCAGCUGUACGUGGAUACGCUCUGGGUGGCGCCGGGUGGUCGAGAUGAGCUGCCCGAGGGGCGUCUAGAGAAGCUCUUUGGCCAACUGACGGUCUCUCAGCUAAUGCUGCACCUGCUGCAAGAUGCCGUUCCCAUUAGCGAGGACAAGACGAGGCUAUUUCUAAAGACAGUCCGACCGGAUGGUCAGCUGCAUUACAUGCUGCUUUUAGUGGAUACUAGCCAGCUGCAUCUGCUGCGCUCCAAGCUAUCGCUGAUCGAGGAUCUCAAUGUCAGCAGCAGUCAGAAGGACAGCUUCGACGAUGACGACGAGGAGACUAACGAGGACUGCGACAGCAGCACCGAGAGCAGCACCGAAAGCAGCAGCGACAGCGCCUUCGCAGCCAUCGAAACCAGUGACGAUGAUGACAGUGAGCCAAAGGCUAAACGCCAGCGCCACAGCGAUUCGAAGCCGGUACACGAGGUGAAGGUGCGUGGCUAUCGAGGCUGCCGCAUCAACUAUCACAUAUUCAGCAGCGACGAGGAGCUGGCCGCCAAUACGGAACUGAUCGAACAGUGGCGCAGAGAGGGCACACCCAUGCUGCGCAUCUCCUAUAUGAUGAUGAUGGAUCUUCUGCGGGAGCUGAAUGUGAACGAGCUGCUGGUGGCCACACUGGAGCGCAUCGCACCGGAUGAGAAAGAGGGACACGUCAGCUACAUCAUCUACGAACCCGUUGAGGAUAUUUAGUUCACGUAUCGGCAGAUCGGAGAGCACUUGCUGAAAUCGCAUUCCACCUCAGAGUUGAUAUAUUUCAUUAAAUUGUCAACAUG
This is a messenger RNA of Drosophila hydei, 1663 nucleotides long. RefSeq lists its product as uncharacterized. Bases 228 to 1580 code for a protein of 450 amino acids. The record is from RefSeq and is a predicted model, not a curated record. Lineage: Eukaryota; Metazoa; Arthropoda; Insecta; Diptera; Drosophilidae. The transcript has a single exon.